Amphimedon queenslandica is the source of this 1651-nucleotide messenger RNA. RefSeq lists its product as uncharacterized. Gene Ontology annotation, biological process: cell surface receptor signaling pathway. The record is from RefSeq and is a predicted model, not a curated record. Gene Ontology annotation, molecular function: G protein-coupled receptor activity. The transcript has 12 exons. Gene Ontology annotation, cellular component: plasma membrane. The annotation marks the transcript as partial. Lineage: Eukaryota; Metazoa; Porifera; Demospongiae; Haplosclerida; Niphatidae.
AAGAAGACUCCUUAACGGAGGGUUCUCCAUUGCUGACUUUAAAGGACUCUAUUCACAUCAUGAGUCUAAUGUAGCAUAUUUAGUAAGUUACUUGGACUUUGACCGAAAGGAUGACUUUAUACUGCCUGGUACAAGUAUUUCUGGAACAUACACAUGCAGAUCUUUAUGUAGGCAUCAUUCUCAAGAAAUUUCACUCAAUACUAGAGAUCCCAGUGGCCCGUUUUCUCAAUUCUUCUUCAGGUUCACUGCUUUCUUUGCUAAUAUAAGUCUAACAGAUGUUGAUAAUAAGGAUUAUAAACUAGCAGUCAUUGAAGCAAAUAUAUUUCAAUUAGCUGUUGUUAGAGGUUUCAAUUCAACAAUAAAUCCAAUUAGGACAAUCUCUUGUCACUUUGUUCCAUUAAUGGAGGAGGAUGGUACUUGUGAUCGUGUGGAGUGUGAUGUGAGAGAGUAUCCACCAAACAGUUCAUUUGUGGAGGUUGUUCCGAGAAGUAUUAAUACCUUCAUAUUCAAUGCUAAGAAUAGUGAAUUGAAGUCUAUUUGGUCUAUUGUAAUGUCAGUCACUGGGUUUUGUAAUCAAAGUCAAACUGAGUCACUAGAUUUUGGUAAUCAUACAUGGCCAGAGUCAGUUGGUAAUACUAUACUUACAAUGCCUUGUGGUAACCGUCCACUGAUGAAUGUCACUCGAAUGUGUCAGACUAAUGGAGUUGGCUGGGAAAAUCCUGAUUAUAGUCAAUGUGAAACUAGUACUAGUGAAAAUGAAACAAAUCGUGGUACAUUUCAAUGGCCAGUAACACCUGUUGAAUCAUUAGCUAACCUUCCUUGUCCUCAUGGUCCUAUUGGAGCUAGAGCUAUUAGACAGUGUAGAAGGAAUGGUGUAUGGGACACUCAUGAUAUAUCAAACUGUGCUGAUCCUAGGAUUACUGCUGAAUUUGCCAGCAUAGCUGAUACUAAUGUAACUGUUGAGAAUGUUGUAGAAGUUGCUCAAAAUCUCUCAGAAAUAGUGAUGUUAGCAAGUCAGACUGGUGAUCAAAAUGAAAAUAAUCUACAGAAUGUAUCAUCACUCCUUAUUCAAACUGCUAAUUUAUUCUCUAGUCCUGAGAUAAUCAUAAUGUUAUCUACUGAAGAGGUUUUUAUGACAACAGAGAGGACUAUUGAAAUACUUAAUAGCAUACAAGAAUGGCCACCACAUGUAGUAGCUACACAAUCAAAUAAUAUUGUCCAGUCAUUUGAAAGGAUAGUGGAAGCUUUGAUAAGUCAAAAGAACUUUACUAAGUUAACAAUCAUUAAAGCUACAAUUGCAUUUCAGGGACUAAGAGUCCAAAGGACAGAUUUCAGUGGUAUAACAUUUGUUGGGUCAUCAUUGAAUAAUUCUCUCUCAACUGAAACUUUAACUUCUGAUUUAAAAUCAUCCGGUAUCAAGGAAUUGGAUCUAGCUACCAUAUCAUUACCAGCUAGCAUUAGCAAUGAGACUACAGCAGUUGAUAUUAAUUUAGCAUUUACCCUAUACACUCAGUCUACAUUGUUUCCUAUUCGUGACUCAGUUCCUGAUACUGUUGUAGGAUCAUCAGUCAUUAGUGCUAGUGUGGAUGGUAUUCCUGAUGGUACUGUACUAUCUGAUAAUGUCACUGUUAACCUGAGAAUAGUAGUUGAA